CGGUGACCCGCUAGUGGCGCAGUGCCAUGCAGACCAGUUGGAGGCGAUCCCUUGUCCUGGUGCUCGCUCUGCAUGCCACCGUUCAUGUAGGAGGCUUGUUCACGUACUGGGCUUCAAGACCAAACAGGCACGCGCCCCGCCUCGUUGGGAGAAGAGCGCGCGGGGGAGACUGGGGAGACGAGAGCUUGGCCAAGGAGGUGCAAGAAAUUCUCGACGAACUUCGAUUAGAUGAGCCCUAUGCGGAGCCUCCCAGCCACCCUGGGAUACCAUCACAGGUUCCUCCCAUCCCAAAAGCUCCCUCAGCUGGUGCUGGCUACAUGUCAGCUCAAAGUUUGAGAGAUCAGCUGAAGGCGCAAGAGCGCAGAAAGCAGGAACUGUUGGAAGAGCAGCGGUUGCACGACCUAGAGCUCCAGCAGUUGCGUCAGGAGCAGGCGGCACAGGCGGCACAGGAGAGGCACUGGUCAGCGAGACCGCCCUUGCCUGGGCCCCGUGAGGUAGCACCUCUGGCGCCUCCACGACCCGCUGAUGGGCUUUUAGCAGCCCUGCGCCAGUGGGGCGUUCGACAAGCACCAGAGUUGGGGCACGACAUGUUCGUGGCAAGUUUGCCACAGAUCAAGAUGCUGGUCCGCGCACAAGGGGAGCAGGCAGGAAGGAAUCACGUGGCCGGUUUGCAGGCACUCCAGCGGUAUGUGGAACAGCUGGAGAUGGAUUUGGACGCCAAGGAAGAAGAACUUUCGAGUGCAAAGAGCCAACUGCGUGAGGAGCAACAGCGGCGAACGGAGGCGCAACAAGAUUUGCAGGUUCAAACUGCUGAGGUCGACGCCGAGGCCCUCGCAGCGGCGCAAGCUGAGGUAGCCAGGCUUGAAGAAGAGUUAGCCAACGCCCUCCAGGGACAGGAGGAGGUGCAAGAGCAGCUUCAACAGCAAGUCCAAAGGGCCGAAGCGGCGGAAGCGAAAUUGGUGAACCUCGUGGAGCGCAUCCGUGGUGCUGCAACGGCGCGAGCCAGGUGAUAAAGGCUGCACUUGAGUCGCGUAUUUCCAUGCGCAGCUAAUUCGAUGCACUGCACCUGCCGGGUACCAGGGGCCAACACUGUCACCU
Molecule: messenger RNA, 1098 nt
Organism: Cladocopium goreaui
Lineage: Eukaryota; Dinophyceae; Suessiales; Symbiodiniaceae
Source: the annotation of a GenBank genome assembly